GGCCGUGGUUGGGUGGUAAGAUGGCGGCUGUGAGUCUGCGGCUCGGCGAUUUGGUGUGGGGGAAACUCGGCCGGUAUCCUCCUUGGCCAGGAAAGAUUGUUAAUCCACCCAAGGACUUGAAGAAACCGCGUGGAAAGAAAUGCUUUUUUGUGAAGUUUUUUGGAACAGAAGAUCAUGCCUGGAUCAAAGUGGAACAGUUAAAGCCAUAUCAUGCGCAUAAGGAGGAAAUGAUAAAGAUUAACAAGGGAAAACGAUUCCAGCAAGCUGUGGAUGCCGUCGAAGAGUUCCUCAGGAGAGCCAAAGGGAAAGACCAGACAUCAUCCCACAAUUCUGCUGAUGACAAGAAUCGGCGUAAUUCCAGUGAGGACAGAAGUAGGCCAAACUCAGGUGAUGAGAAGCGCAAGCUUAGCCUGUCUGAAGGGAAGGUGAAGAAGAACAUGGGAGAAGGAAAGAAGAGGGUGUCUUCAGGCUCUUCAGAGAGAGGCUCCAAGUCCCCUCUAAAAAGAGCCCAAGAGCAGAGUCCCCGGAAACGGGGUCGGCCCCCGAAGGAUGAGAAGGAUCUCACCAUCCCCGAGUCUAGUACUGUGAAGGGGAUGAUGCCCGGACCCAUGGCCGCAUUUAAAUGGCAGCCAACUGUGAGCGAGCCUGUUAAAGAUGCAGACCCUCAUUUCCAUCACUUCCUGCUCAGCCAAACGGAGAAACCAGCUGUCUGUUACCAGGCAAUCACAAAGAAGUUGAAAAUAUGUGAGGAGGAGACCGGCUCCACCUCCAUCCAGGCCGCAGACAGCACGGCCGUGAAUGGCAGCAUCACACCCACAGACAAAAAGAUAGGAUUUUUGGGCCUUGGCCUCAUGGGAAGUGGCAUCGUCUCCAACUUGCUAAAAAUGGGUCACACGGUGACUGUCUGGAACCGGACUGCAGAGAAAUGUGAUUUGUUCAUCCAGGAGGGGGCCCGCCUAGGAAGAACCCCCGCUGAAGUUGUUUCAACUUGUGACAUCACCUUUGCCUGUGUGUCGGAUCCAAAGGCAGCCAAGGACCUGGUGCUGGGCCCCAGUGGUGUGCUGCAGGGGAUCCGCCCCGGGAAGUGCUACGUGGACAUGUCAACAGUGGAUGCUGAUACAGUCACCGAGCUAGCCCAGGUGAUUGUCUCCAGGGGGGGCCGCUUUCUGGAAGCCCCCGUCUCAGGGAAUCAGCAGCUGUCUAAUGAUGGGAUGUUGGUGAUCUUAGCAGCCGGAGACAGGGGCUUAUAUGAGGACUGCAGCAGCUGCUUCCAGGCAAUGGGGAAGACCUCCUUCUUUCUAGGUGAGGUUGGCAACGCAGCCAAGAUGAUGCUGAUCGUGAACAUGGUCCAGGGGAGCUUCAUGGCCACCAUCGCUGAGGGGCUAACCCUGGCCCAAGUGACAGGCCAGUCCCAGCAGACACUCUUGGACAUUCUCAAUCAGGGACAGUUGGCCAGCAUCUUUCUGGACCAGAAGUGCCAAAAUAUCCUGCAAGGAAACUUUAAGCCCGAUUUCUACCUGAAAUACAUUCAGAAGGAUCUCCGCUUAGCCAUUGCACUGGGUGAUGCCGUCAACCAUCCGACUCCUAUGGCAGCUGCAGCCAAUGAGGUGUACAAAAGAGCCAAGGCUCUGGACCAGUCUGACAACGACAUGUCUGCCGUGUACCGAGCCUAUAUACACUAAGGCCUCGACACCCCACCCUUGCCCCCAAUCUCCCCUCUGACCCCCUCUUCCUCACAUGGGGUUGGGGUCCUGGGACUUCACUCUGGACCAGUCCUCCUGUCUCCAUCUCCUUUUAUACAGACUUUGAGACUUGCCAUCAGCACAGCACACAGCAUCACUCUUCCCCUGGAGGUCCUGGGGAGAGGAGGGUGUCAGCAGGAUUGGCCUGUGGGAAAGCUCUUGAGCUGGGCACUGGCCCCCGGACUAGGUGGCUGUGUGUUCACAAACACACACACACCCCUACACCCACACCCACACACACCACACUGGCUCUCGCCCCAGGAUAGAAGCUGCCCAGAAACUGCUGCCUGGCUUUUUUUUUCCCCUUCUUCUGAGCUUAUUUUAUCUCAGACCCCUUCCAGUCGAGGAACUAGUCAGCAGUGAGAAUUGGAAGCCUUCCCACUGCUUCCCUCACAAGCGAAGAGGCUGCGGUCAAGUCCAUGUCCCCCACUGGAUCCCUCGCAGAGCACCUCUGGGCCCGAGGAGCCAGCACAGACUCUAAACAGAGGGUCCCUUGGGCCCGCCAACCUCAGGUGACCAGCUGAUGAGGAUUGUCAGGUUUAAGCUACCAACAUGCAACCAACUCUCCAUAAAUGCCUUUGUGAACUGAAAAGAGAUUGGCAGAGUCAAGGAAGACAGGGCUCUGGCUUUCCCGGGAGAGCAGCACACAGCCAGCCCGUAGGUGAGCCUCACAGAAGCCCGCUUUUCCUCGCUGCUCUUCAGCACCCGUCCCAGAAGUCACUCACUGCGGAACCCUGGGCUGUGAUCCGACUUCCGUGCUCGGUGUAGGGGGAGCUCACUCCUUAUAGGCUGUUUCAGUAUUUGGAUUUGCAUUCCAGCCCUUGGGAAGGGGGUCCUGAGGGCCACCAGUGAGGAGUGAAGAGGGAGGGGGAGUGGGGUUCCUUCUUGUUUCCGUUAUGCCACAGACUCUUCACUUGGUUCUGAAGAGCCACUCUGACCUGGGUCCCCUCGCAGCUGUCCCAGCUUCUCCAGCCUGCCCCUGCACACGUCCCCUGCAUGCCCACCUCUCUCCAUUCUCCUCCCUCCCCCCUUUUCUUCCCAUGGAGACAGUAUUUCUUCCUGUGUGUCUGUCCCUUCUUUGGCCCAGACCCAGCCUGACCAACGAUGACCAUUUCUUAGGCUCAGCUCUUGAAACAGGAACGAGUGUCUUCACGUCAGCCAGCAGCAUGGUCUUCGGUGCUUCCAGGGCCCCAGGGUCUGUCGGGAGGGAAGAGGAGAACUGGGCCUGACCGAGCCUGAACUAACUGACCCUCAGAGGUGGAUCUAAGGCAUCCUCGAGGCCCUAACAUUUCUCCUUGGGUAGGGGACCAGAGGGGCUUGGAAUGUGGCAUGAGAACAAGGAGAAGUCACCUAAAGGAUGUCGGUGCUCUCCCUCUGCAUGGGCUGGAUUUUCCAAAGUCACACGUUGCAGAAGGUCAGCAUUUAUAGUGAAUAUAUAAUGAUAGAUGUGUAGUGAGGUGGCCACGCUGGUGUGGGCCCCUCUUCCCUCACUGAUCAGAACCCAGGUUAGGGGAUCUCAGAAGUGGGGGCAGGAGAGGGAAGAUGCCUGUGGGGUUUUUGGCACAAUUGUUAAUUUCACUGGGAUUUUGAAUUCUUUUCUGUCUAAACACAAAGCCUGUUCUAGUCCUAGCCAGACACUGGGGGGUGGGGGAGGGGGAAGAUGCUGUAAUGAAACUGGUUAGUCAAUGUCUUAAUAUUGUUGACAAUUCUGUAAAGUUUCUUUUUAUGAAUAUUUCUGUUUAAGCUAUUUCACCUUUGUUUUGAAAUCCUUCCCUUUUAAGGAGAAAAUGUGACACUUGUGAAAAAGCUUGUAAGAAAGCCCCUCCUCUGCCACCCUUUUUUUCCUUUAAACCUCCUUUCAAUGACAAAUCUUCUAGGUAAUUAAGGUUGUGAAUUUUUAUUUUUGCUUUGUUUUUAAUGAACAUUUGUCUUUCAGAAUAGGAUUGUGUGAUAAUGUUUAAAUGGCAAAAACAAAACAUGAUUUUGUGCAAUUAACAAAAAGCUACUGCAAGCGAAAUAAAACGUUUCUUGGUAACACAA
Molecule: messenger RNA, 3782 nt
Organism: Diceros bicornis minor
Lineage: Eukaryota; Metazoa; Chordata; Mammalia; Perissodactyla; Rhinocerotidae
Gene: GLYR1
Product: glyoxylate reductase 1 homolog
Exons: 16
Coding region: 21-1682 (553 amino acids)
Molecular function (GO): oxidoreductase activity, acting on the CH-OH group of donors, NAD or NADP as acceptor; NAD binding; NADP binding
Source: RefSeq, a predicted model, not a curated record